GGGACGGCGCUGGGGCCGAGGGGACGAUGGAGAAUUUCACCGCGCUGUUUGGAACUCAGACUGACCCACCACCGCCUCCCACCGCGCUCGGCUUCGGACCAGGAAAGCCUCCACCCCCUCCUCCCCCUCCUCCGGGCGGGGGGCCCGGCACGGCCCCGCCCCCCACCGCGGUCACGGCCCCACCCGACAAGUCAGCGGCUGGCUGUGGUCCUUUCUACCUGAUGCGGGAGCUGCCAGGAAGCACAGAGCUGACAGGCAGCACCAAUCUGAUCACACACUACAACCUGGAACAUGCCUACCACAGAUUCUGUGGGAAGAAGAUGAAGGAGAAGCUGAGUAACUUCCUGCCUGACCUGCCAGGGAUGAUUGACCUGCCUGGUUCCCAUGACAACAGCAGCCUCCGCUCCCUCAUUGAGAAGCCCCCUAUUCUUGGUGGCUCUUUUAAUCCGAUCACAGGGACCAUGCUGGCUGGCUUCCGCCUCCACACUGGCCCGUUGCCAGAGCAGUGUCGUCUGAUGCACAUUCAGCCUCCCAAGAAGAAGAAUAAGCAAAAGCACAAACAGAGCCGUACCCAGGAUCCCGUUCCCCCAGAAACACCCUCUGAUUCGGAUCAUAAGAAAAAGAAAAAGAAAAAAGAGGAGGAUCCGGAACGGAAAAGGAAGAAGAAAGAGAAGAAGAAAAAGAAGAACCGACACAGUCCAGACCACCCAGGGAUGGGCAGCUCUCAGGCCAGCAGCAGUAGCAGCCUCCGCUAAUGGGACUCCUGGGCUGUCCCCAAAGGACUUUCCUGCUGCACUGAACCUGCUGAUGAAAGUGGCCUUCCCGGCCCUUGGACACCAUCUUGGGAACACCUGCAGCUGGGUCAGAGCAGCUCCUGCUAUGCUCAGGACUAAGGCACUGAGAGAAGGACCAUGUUUUUUGUAAGGUCCAGCCCAGUUGGCUCUCUCACGGACAUCUCUUUCUCUCCCAGGAAAUUCUCUUUUCUUUUGUGCAAUUUGUCUAACUUAGGACUUCAUCUGUUAGGGCUUUUCUUU
This is a messenger RNA of Talpa occidentalis (Iberian mole), 1034 nucleotides long. It is a transcript of the gene MED19, whose product is annotated as mediator complex subunit 19. Gene Ontology annotation, cellular component: mediator complex. The transcript is spliced from 5 exons. The record is from RefSeq and is a predicted model, not a curated record. Gene Ontology annotation, biological process: positive regulation of transcription by RNA polymerase II. The coding region runs from base 27 to 755 and encodes 242 amino acids. NCBI's taxonomy places the organism in Eukaryota, Metazoa, Chordata, Mammalia, Eulipotyphla, Talpidae. Gene Ontology annotation, molecular function: transcription factor binding; transcription coregulator activity.